GAGAAGGACUAUCUCAGUCUCUUUUUCUCAAAUUUCACAAAGCCAACUUGUUCUUCAGACGAAAACAUCUUCAGCUGCAAUGGCGACUGUACGAAUGAUUGAUAUAGCCGUCAAUUUCACUGAUAGCAUGUUCAAAGGGAUAUACAAUGGAAAACAGUAUCAUAUGGGUGACAUUCAAGCUGUGUUGAAAAGGGCGUGGAGUGCUGGAGUUGAAAGAAUAAUAGUAACUGGUGGCUCUCUUGAAGAAUCAAAGGAAGCUCUUGCCAUUGCUGAAACAGAUGCAAGACUUUUCUGUACUGUGGGAGUGCACCCGACAAGAUGCAAAGAAUUUGAAGACAGUGGGGAUCCAGAAAAGCAUUUGCAGGAUCUUUUGACAUUGGCUAAAGAGGGAAAAGAAAAAGGAAAAGUGGUUGCGAUUGGCGAAUGUGGGUUGGACUAUGAUAGACUUCACUUUUGUCCAUCUGACAUUCAGAAGAAGUACUUUGAAAAACAGUUUGAGUUGGCAUAUACAAUGAAGCUGCCAAUGUUUCUUCACAUGCGAGCAGCUUCUCAGGAUUUCUGUGACAUUCUUCAACGAAAUAAGGAUCGGUUUGUUGCUGGCAUUGCACACUCUUUCACUGGAAGUGCUGAAGAUUGUGAUAAACUUCUUUCAUUUAGUAAUGUUUUUAUAGGAAUAAAUGGUUGCUCUCUCAAGACAGCUGAGAACCUUGAAGUUGUAAAGGGUAUACCUGUUGAGCGAAUGAUGAUUGAAACAGAUUCACCAUACUGUGAUAUUAAGAAUACACAUGCUGGGAUAAGGUAUGUGAAAUCCUCAUGGCCUUCAAAGAAAAAGGAUAAGCAUGAUCAAGAAUGCCUUGUCAAAGGUCGCAACGAGCCUUGCUUAGUUCGGCAAGUGCUUGAAGUUGUUGCAGGCACUAAAGGUAUCGCUGACAUAGACCAACUGAGCCAGACACUGUACCAUAAUACGUGCAGGGUUUUCUUUCCUCAUGAUUUGGAUUCGGCAGCAGAAGCCCUUCUUGCUAGUUGUAGGGAAGAUCUAUAAGGCUGCUGCACUCUGCUAGUCUUUCACAGUGUAUGAGAAACAAAGAAAACACAACCUUUUAAGAUGGGAAUUAUGUAAAUUUUAAUUUUCUAAGAUAAAACGCAUUCUGUUCGAUGAAGAAAACACAGAUUUAAUGUUGAGCAAAAGUUACUGAAUCCGGUUGAACUUUAUGUCAGGACUUCUAGGUCCACUCUUGACAACAGCAACAAUGCAUUAUUUUUCUUCUAGUUCUUGUUAGAAGUUUCAUGUAAUAACACUCUAAUUUGCUAUUUUGCAAAAUUGUGUUAGCAAGAGAUUGAUUUUUCAGCAUGUUUGUAAAUGUGUGGCAAUUGUUGCUAUAAGUAGGUGUUUGAACAUGAACUUGAAAUUA
Solanum lycopersicum (tomato) is the source of this 1412-nucleotide messenger RNA. RefSeq lists its product as uncharacterized. The record is from RefSeq and is a predicted model, not a curated record. NCBI's taxonomy places the organism in Eukaryota, Viridiplantae, Streptophyta, Magnoliopsida, Solanales, Solanaceae. Gene Ontology annotation, molecular function: 3'-5'-DNA exonuclease activity. Gene Ontology annotation, cellular component: cytosol.